Molecule: messenger RNA, 2647 nt
Organism: Drosophila ficusphila
Lineage: Eukaryota; Metazoa; Arthropoda; Insecta; Diptera; Drosophilidae
Exons: 2
Coding region: 1235-2188 (317 amino acids)
Source: RefSeq, a predicted model, not a curated record
UCAGCAGCAGCAGUGACAACAAGAGCGGCAAAAAGCAGAAAAACAGCAGUGGCCCGGUUGAUCAUAAACUUCUAAAAUCAACUGCUGCCCUCUGUUUCUCCGCUCGUACUUGUGUUUAUAUCUGCAAAUGUAUCUGUAUCUGUAUCUGGCCAAUGUAUCUACAGGCUGCAAGAAUGCCUGCUUAUUGCUGAUUACUUUUAUUGCUUCUGUGUGUGAUUCAUUACUUUCCGAGAUAAGGCGGCUUGUCGCCUGGUUUCGUUGCUCUCGUUCUUCCACCUUUUCUCAGUUCUCAGUUCUAAGUGCUAUUGAGUUUUUAGGCAAUUACAUCAUUGUGUUCAUGCUGUUGAACUUGCAUUGGUUUAUUUUUGGACCAACUAAAUUUAAUUUCGCGUUAGGCCUUCAUGUCUGCCUGCUGGUGAUUCAUCAGCUUGGGCAGAUGUGGACCCAGCCCAAAAAUUUCUGUCCCUUUUUUUUGUUGGUCACAUUCCAGUCACGAAAGUGUACAGAAAAUGUGUGUGCACAAUAAAGAUCGGUUUGAUUUUGAUGAAAUAAAAGCCUGGCCUCAAAAAGUUGCAACAAAGUAAACAUUAUUUGCAAAGGGCACAAUUUGAGCUCUUCAUUAGCUUUCGUUUUGUCCCUUUUACGCCACAAUGAUCUUGUUUUCAACGCUUAGUUUGAUUCAAAGAGCCUCCUGAAGUGACGUCUUCGUAGCCGGGGCUUCGUAGCCAGAGCUUCGUUUCUCCCGAAUAGCCGGCUUUUGGAAGAAUCCGACCCCGACUUCGGCGGCUUGUAAAUUUACGAGGCAGUUUGAGUCGCGCCUUGAUGUCGAGCGGUUUGCAAUUCGCAGCGGCAGUUCGACUUUGAUUUCCAAGCUCUCGAUCCGAUCCGAUCCGAUUCGCCUGACUUUGUUGGCACCGUAUUAGUAUGCAUUAUUACUCGCUGCCGGCUUCAAUUGACAUUAAAAUUGAUAAGCGGCAGACUAAAAAUAAAACUAGGGGCCCGUUGCGAGUUGCAUAAAAAGUAAUGCGAAGUGGUUUCCUGAGUUGCAUAAACUGUCGAAUGCAGCAGGAAGCGAAUGAGUGAUGUGAUGUCAUAAUAAAACUUUGCCCUUAUCGAAACUAAAAAGAGAACUGCAAAAACGAUAUCAGCGGAAAAGCGAGGUAAAAGUUAAUAACCACCCGGAUCGGAAUCGAAUUGCAAUUUGUGAUUGGGGAUUGGUGAUAACGAGGCGAGCAUGAGGAUGACGGACUGCGCGGAUUACCUGGAAAUGGCUUGGGAGUACGCGGAGUGGCUUCCGUACCUGCUGGUCACCUACGCGGUGCUCACCCUCGUCCCCAAGUCGCUCAUCCGGAUGAAGAGGUUCGCGGACGCGGACUACGAGGCGAACCGGAACCAGUUCCACCGCUGCUACGGUCCGGAGAUCUGCUGCCACCUCCUCGCCCAGGAGCAGUCCGCCGGCAAGUCCGGGAAACCGAAGACCAGGAAGCCCGUCACGCGGGUCUAUCCCAAGAGGCAGCAGGUGGCUCCCCGGGCGGAGCUGCCUCCUCCGAGUCCGGCGCCCGUGAAGAGGAGCAACGUGACCAAGAUCGCCAGGAUGUUCGAGACGGGCACCACGCGCCAGGUGAACCGGGUGACCCCGGUGAGCCUGCCCGAGAUCCGGAUGUUCGGGGCCAGCGACGAGUCGCGGGACUCCACCCCCUGCGCCUCCCGGAAGACCAGCAUCGCCAGCCAGCUCUCCGCGCAGCUGCAGCACAUCGAGCAGGCGAUGCACCUGUGGCAGGAGCUGGAGGAGGAGCCCCCCAAGAAGGUGGGAAUUCCCUCCCGGCACAGCGACUGGGAGCCCAUGGCCGUGCCCGUGGCGAGGCGCACCCGCGGCACCUCGGCCACGCCCUCCACGGCCUCGCCCUUGUCCAGUUCCCCGGAGCCGGAGCAGGAGCGGGAGCGGAAGCACUCUUCGCUGUGCCUGCAGAGAAGCGUGGAGGACAUCUUCCAGGUGAUGGCCAGGAGCGCCGAGCAGCCGGAGGACUGCCCCGACUGCCAGUGCCUCUCGCCGGUGACGAGCAUCGACGACAUCCUCUCGGAGCGGCGGUUCUCGCGGCCCCUGUCCGCCUACUCCAUCACCGAUCUGCUCAACGAGGAGCAGGCCUCCUGCGUGGAGGAGGCCACCUACGUGAACGAGACCAGAUGAGGAGCACGCAGGGAUAUUCAUCUCAGUGCCAUCCCCCGGGGAACACAGCCACUGGAAACUGGAGAACCAGCCAGCUUGCCAACCUAAAUUCCUCCACUUUGUUUGUUUAAUCGAUGGGAACUUAAGCGAACCAAAGUGAUCUCCUCCAGACCCUACAAAACCCUCAAAGGUCGCAAUUGGCAGUCCAACCUGUACUUAGUAAACCCAAUCGUCUGUCCAGAACCCAAAUUGUAAUUGUAACUGCGAAGCAUCUCAUUAACAGAGAACAGUACUGCUAAACCAAUAAGCCGAUUGUUCGUAUCGUACGAAUUUGUACCGUAGUAUUACUUAUCGUUAGUUUACUGUUUGUACUCGUAUACUUGUAUCAAAUGCAACUCACCUACUCGUACACAAAAUAAUAAUAAAGGAAACAUUGUAUAUUUUCGUAUGCGCAGCUGCUAGAGCAUUCGAACAAUUUUA